Molecule: messenger RNA, 720 nt
Organism: Habropoda laboriosa
Lineage: Eukaryota; Metazoa; Arthropoda; Insecta; Hymenoptera; Apidae
Exons: 4
Coding region: 1-720 (239 amino acids)
Source: RefSeq, a predicted model, not a curated record
AUGGAAGAAUUUGAUUGUGACAUUGCACAUAUUCUUGAGAAUAGAGAUUUUAAUGUGUUCGGAAAACUUUCAUCACUUUGUUCUAACUUUCGUAAAAAAAUUGCCGCCAAAGUUGAAAAUGCAAUUGAAUAUGAAAUUCAGUGUAUGCAGAAGAGAACACAGAGUGCCAAUAAAAUAUCAGAAUUACAGCAGGAGGUUGAAAAUUUAAAGUCUGAAAUAGAUGCAACAAAGUUACAGCAGAAGAUUGUAGAUAAAAAAAUUAUUAAUGCGGUCAAGCAACAGGAAAAAUUAAAGGAAGAAGUUCACGAUGCAGAAUUAAAAAGAGACAGCUUGACUUUAGAAAUGGUUGAUUUGCAGCAAGAAUCAGAAAAAAGGAAGGAACAUAAGAUAUUAACUUGGAAUGCUAUUAAACGUGUCUGUCAGAUUUAUAAGCAAUAUUUGGACUUUCAUAUACGUUUAAUCAAUAAUAAAGAACAUGAACAAAUAAAAAUUUCCCUUUUUAUAAAGGAUACUGCUACAAGAGAUAAAUAUUUUGUGGUUUUAGUUCAUUCUAAUAACCAGUGGAAAGUGGAAGAAAUACAACCCAUGCUUAAAGCAGAACAUUUGAGUAACUUCAAAGGGAUCGUUGACUUUUCUAAAGAAUCAGAAAUUUCAAAUAUAAAUGCAUUUCUAUGUAAGCUUAGACAUGUUUUUCUUAAAUAUUAUUUAAAUACAGAAUAA